GGUUACCAUGGCAACGGACUGUCUGGAAUGUAAACGAAACGAGUUCAGAGGCGCGAUGUUGUGGGAAGACAGAGAUGUUCGCUUUGAUAUCAGUCCCCAGCAGAUGAAAAUGAGAUCUGGGGAGAAGGUAAUAGAUAAACUAGACUCUGUUGAAGAUACCAAAGGAAACUCAGGGGACAGAGGGAGGCUGAUCAUCACAAAUCUGCGCUUGAUAUGGCAUUCGCACAGCAUGCCCAGGGUUUCUCUCUCUGUUGGUUACAACUGCAUCAUAAAUAUAACAACAAAGACUGUAAAUUCAAAACUUAGAGGUUUAACAGAAGCUUUAUAUAUUUUAACUAAAGCAAAUAGCACCAGGUUUGAAUUUAUCUUCACAAAUCUCAUCCCAUCAACAGCAAGGCUUUUCACCUCAGUUAUUGGGGUGUACAAGGCUUAUAAUUCUUCAAAGAUGUACCGUGAAUUGAAACUGAGAGGUGCUAUUAUUCAGAACAAACAGCUGAGAAUAUUACCUCAGGAACAAAUAUUUUCUCGUGUGAAUGGAGUUUGGAAUCUGUCCAGCGAUCAGGGAAAUCUUGGCACAUUUAUCAUUACAAAUGUACGCCUAGUUUGGUUUGCAAACAUGAAUGAACUGUUCAACAUAUCUCUGCCAUAUCUACAGAUAGCAUCCGUAAAAGUCCGUGAAUCCAAGUUUGGCAUGGCACUGGUGGUUGAAAGCACAGAAGCCAGCGGAGGUUAUGUGCUUGGCUUCAGAAUUGACCCUGUUGAAAAGCUUCAUGAAGUACACAAGGAGUUAUCUUCACUGUACAAUGUGUAUUCACAAUGUCCAGUCUUCGGCAUAGAGUUUGUUCUUCAUGACAAGCCUGCAGGGGAGGAGGAGACUUUGGAUUUGCCAGAAAUGGAGGAAGCGGAGAUUGACGAAUCCAUCAAUGAUUCUGCCGAUGUCCUGGCAGCUUACCUUGCCGAUGGACGACACAGCGACAGGGAGACUGUUUUCUCGAAUGAGUUAGGACUUGCGAUUGAGAAAUUAAAGGAUGGAUAUACUCUGCAAACACUGUGGGAGGUCAUACCUAGCUAAGGUUCUGUUCUCAUUAUAAUUUUUUGGUUUUGUUGUCAUACCCAUGCAAGCCAAAAUAUGAGAUUAAUGAUGUGAUAACAUUUUAAUUUUUGACAAAGAUAUUGCGUCAAGUCAAGUAGGUUAUAUUAUAAGUUCAUAACAUAAAACAGGUUUGUAUAAAGAUGUAAAAUGAAUUUGAUUUAUUUAUUUAUCUAUUGAAUUUUAGAUAAAUGCAAAUCAAAUACUUUAAUAAAGCCAAGAAGAAAAAUAUAUAGAGAGAGUCCUGGUAUAAUAUAUAAAAUGAAAUUUCUUUUUCAUAACCAGUCAACAUUAACUCACUGCUGCCAGGGCAAUGCUGUGCUCAUUUUUGUAAAAUAUCUCUGCACAUUGGUGGCUCUGAAGUGCUUAGCCACAAAAGUCAAUUGACAGGAUAUAUAUAUAUAUUUUAUUUUUACUGAUGCUAUGUAUAUUGGUGUUAUUUUUAUUACAGACAUUAUAAUUACUAUAAUGUUAUUGACAUUAUUAACCUCAAUAUAAUUUAACGUAAAAUAUUUUUGAAAAUCAAGGAAAGGGGUAAACAGGUGAGAUAGGCAGUACUCGUAAUUGGCUCACUGGUGACUUAGUACAAGUGUAGCCAUAUAUGUGUAAAAACAGUUAAUAAAGUAAACUCACAUUGGGCAUGGCAUGUACUUGGCAUUAUAUACACAUACACUUUUGAAAUAUGUCAGCACUAAUGUAUAAUUCUGAAAAUCUACUGAAAAUAAAAAUAGAUCAUUAAUGCUGCUGAUGGUAAAGACUAAAACCUCUUAACAGCAACAGAUUGGGUGGAGCCCCAAUGAUAGAAUAGGUAUGCCAUUUUGUCCCAUCCAUGCAGCAGUAGCAUUAACUUUCACUUGGUGUUCAGUCACUUGUCUUAAGUGAUUGCAAAUGCAUAGUUCAUACACACACACUUACACAUACACACACA
Molecule: messenger RNA, 2018 nt
Organism: Penaeus indicus
Lineage: Eukaryota; Metazoa; Arthropoda; Malacostraca; Decapoda; Penaeidae
Gene: BBS5
Product: Bardet-Biedl syndrome 5 protein homolog
Exons: 8
Coding region: 8-1072 (354 amino acids)
Biological process (GO): intracellular transport; cilium assembly
Cellular component (GO): BBSome; ciliary basal body
Molecular function (GO): phosphatidylinositol-3-phosphate binding
Source: RefSeq, a predicted model, not a curated record